This is a messenger RNA of Trypanosoma grayi, 1401 nucleotides long. Its product is annotated as putative peptide chain release factor 1. Lineage: Eukaryota; Euglenozoa; Kinetoplastea; Trypanosomatida; Trypanosomatidae. Gene Ontology annotation, biological process: translational termination. The record is from RefSeq and is a predicted model, not a curated record. The coding region runs from base 1 to 1401 and encodes 466 amino acids. Gene Ontology annotation, cellular component: mitochondrion. Gene Ontology annotation, molecular function: translation release factor activity. The transcript has a single exon.
AUGAUGGCGAGAUACAGCCUGGCUGGCGUUCAUGCCGCUGGUCGACUGCCGCGACGCCCAAUUAUAAGGAUGUACAGCUCUAUGGAGUGCAGGAGACCCCUCGGUGCUGCCUUGACAAACUCCGAAAACACUGACCCCUCUGUUGGUGUAAAGCGCCUCAGUCGCAAACGGUACUCCGCGGCCAAUACGAGAGGACGAUCCAAACACAUUUACGACAUCAUCACUUCGUUAAAGUCAGUUACUAAAGAAGAAGCAACUGCGUCAUUUGAAAGAUUGCACCCCCGCGACAAACUGGAUGUCAUGCGUGCUCUUAAUCGACGUUGUGGACGCCGUUCUUGUAACCUUCCCACCUACAGGAGCCAUCUUUUUGAGAAGUAUUUUUACUUCAAGGAGGAAGACCUGUGCGAACAAAGCACACUUGGCCGUGGACCUGGUGGACAGGCAACCAACCGACGAAUGCAAACUGCAAUAAUAAAGCACAUUCCAACAGGAAUUGUUGUGAAGUUCAGCAAGUUCCCAUCGUACUGGCUUAACCGCAGAGCAGCACGAGAGAUUCUUAAUCUGCGUCUCGAAGAGCACAUCUUAGGAUCCAAAUCCAGACUUGGCCACAUUAAAGAGUGUCAAGAGAAGAGACGGUUGCGCCAACUUCGAGUGACACAGCGGUUAGUGGAGAAAGGUAACAUUAUUGCGGCAAAGGUGUCACAACAGCAUGAGUUUCACGCGGUUCUUACGGGUGCGUCACCCUUCCCUUCUGUUGUACUGAUGCAGUUGGGGCCCAGCUAUUCUGGCCAUGCUCUCUUCAUCUCAGAUCUUUUCGAGGGGGAGUGCAGCAGAUGGUGGGAAAUGCUUUCAUCUGCGUUUCUCCGCAUGAACACCAACAAUUGCAACGACAACCCUACUCUACCCGAGUUAUUUCUUUAUGUUUUCCCAGCAGUGUAUUUUUCUUUGCAGCCGCCGACGUGUGUCGAAAAAUAUGAAUGGGGGGAGAUACAAAAAUGCUCCAAUGAUGAGGCAGCUUUGCGUAAUGUGAUGUGUGGACUUCGGUGCUUUGUCGAACUCUUCGGUCUGCGUAUGCAUGAGAAGUGCUUGACAGCGUGUGGCGGAGAAAAGCGCAGUGUCUUGCUGCUCGAGCCCGAUGGCUUGAACUGGGUGGAGCAUAAGGGGCGGAUGGUGGCAAGCACCGCGAAGAUGACACCGCUAGCACUAACUUGCUUCUCACAUUUGGUGCUGAGCCUCUCACAACUGCGGUGUACACGCGAGGCGAAGGCUGUUGUGGCAUUCUUCCGGCGCACGGCUAAGGCGGAGGCGGGAGGGGGCGACCAUUGGGCCGCACAGGGCUGGAAGGCGACGCACAGCGUGAUAAAACGCCACGAGUCGUUACAGCAUUCCAGGGAAGGAUGA